CGAGCAAGUUGCUGUUUGAGCGCCGCGGAGGACGGCGAGCGGUGGCACUGUGCGCACACCGAGAGCACGAAAGAACCACUUUGUGUGUUGUGUGUGUGUUGACACGAGAGAGUUCAGCCCCCUCGCGCGUUCGUUCGUCCGUCCACCACCACAGACCACAACAGAUUGGAAGUAGGAGAACACAGGCAGAGAGAAGUGUGGCUUUAGUGUCAGAGCGUUGUGUGUGUGUGCUGCACGGGCCGGCCCCCUGUCUUCUAGCCUACCUUGCUUGUUUGUGCUAGUGGUUCCUUUUGUUGUGAUCAAUUCUCUUUCUCUUCUAAUUCGGAACCGCCUGGGAUCGAAGGCGACGCUGUGUGCUUUUUUUCAUUCUUUCUUUUGAGAGAGAUAGAGAGAGAGACGAGGAAAGCGGGGAUGUUUCUACUGGUCUCUGUAUUUUCCAUGUCCAUUGUUGUCACAUAAGUGAUUAGUCAUAGCGUAGGAUGGUUAGUAAUUCCAGGUCUGGAGUUGCGGCGACAAAUUGACAAAUUGUUGAUGCGACGGUCAAGUUCUUCCUAGUAUCCCCAGACGUCUAAUUCUAAUCAAUAACGUGUUUGGAAAGUCUGUCAGGAUUUUAUUCUCAUCGAGGUGAGUGAUAAUGUAGGCUUCAGAGUGUCAACAGUUUAUUUUCUUUGUGGAUUGUUCGCGUGAAAUGUGUUGUUGUGUGUUCAAUAUUCUGGAUUAAUCGGAUUACUUCUGCGGAUGGACAAAGAGUUGUGAGGACGGCGAUGGCUUCUUCCAGUAGCUCCAACAGUAUUGUUGAGGACUGGUUGCGAUCGGUGAAUCUCGUGCAAUACACCCAGUCUUUUAUGGACAACGGUUACGACGAUUUGGAGGUUUGUAAGCAGAUCGGGGAGGAUGACUUAGACGCGAUUGGCGUGUCCAAAGAAGAGCAUCGAGAGAGACUUCUGCGAGCUGUGAAAGUCCUCAAGGAAGAAGGUGGCACCGCUGUGUAUUUCACUUUGGAAGAGUGCGACACAUGUCAGAGCGGAGACGAGACGGAGGUCGGCGAGGGCAAUAAUGACGACGAAACGUGCUCCUCAUCGUCUGCUGUUGCUGCUCUUGCUCUGGCUGAGGCUUCUGGUGGUGGUGGUGCUGUCGUUGGUGGUUCUAGUGGUGCCGGAGUAGCAGGCCUAGGACUAGGGAUGCAUCCAGCUGGAAGUGGCUACCGUGUGGAUGCCUACGACAUGGGGAAGACCACUUUGUUGUCGUACCCCAAGGUUCAGCUCAAGCUGAUACUGCGGGAUAGGCUGGUGGAGAAUGGCAUCGACUUGGCGAGCCCACCCUACACCAACUCGG
Molecule: messenger RNA, 1335 nt
Organism: Aplysia californica (California sea hare)
Lineage: Eukaryota; Metazoa; Mollusca; Gastropoda; Aplysiida; Aplysiidae
Molecular function (GO): protein binding
Source: RefSeq, a predicted model, not a curated record